This is a messenger RNA of Setaria italica (foxtail millet), 1839 nucleotides long. RefSeq lists its product as uncharacterized. NCBI's taxonomy places the organism in Eukaryota, Viridiplantae, Streptophyta, Magnoliopsida, Poales, Poaceae. The record is from RefSeq and is a predicted model, not a curated record. The transcript has 8 exons. Bases 922 to 1230 code for a protein of 102 amino acids.
GCCCGUACGGAUCCCCCGCUGGCCAGCGCGCUCCGCCGCUCCACAACCCGAACAUAACAGUCCCCUGAUCCCCCCUCCCGGUCACGCCCAAAUCCCCCGAUCCCCAACCCAAUCGCACCCUCGCACACCGACGGGAACGCGGAAUCGAAGAGCGAUGGCGUGCUCCGGCGACGGCGAACGGCACCUCCUGCAGUCCCUGGAUUAUCCCUGCACAGAGCGCCUCCGUCUCCGCCGGCUCCUCGCCUACCACCGGCGGCACAUGUACGAGGAGGUCUACAAUGCGAUGAAGAAGAGGACGCGCUUGAUCUUCGAGGUGAAGGACCUGGUGAAGCUUGUUAGGACAGGCCAGUGGCGGGUGGCCGCUCCUACGUCGUCGGCUUCGUUCCCUCCGACCCAAUGAGCGACGAGGCCACACUACUCCUGCUGUUCCUCCAGGACCUCACGGCCCUCAGCGACUUCGCCGACUGCGUCACCAUCAUGGCAUGCUUGCUCUCCGACUGGUUCCUAAGCAUCUACAAAGAGUCUGUGCUCGCGGAGUACCCCUGCUUCGCUACCCUUGUUGCCGAUGUCCUCUUCCUGCGCUCAGAUCAUGCCAGGUACGGUCUAUCUUAGAUGUCCCUCUCCCUCGUGCAUGAAGCUCCAUCCAGGUACGACGAUCAAUCCAUAACUGCAGCAUCUUACUUCUCUCAUCGCACUCCUUUUUCCGGGACUUCCUGAACUGGCAGCUCGUCAGGAACAAGGCGGCAGAGAUGGUCGAGGAGAUGGUCUACAAGACACCUGAGCUCAAGGACAGGCUGCAUUUCCCGCGUGGCCCGCACAACCUGCACCAUGUAGUGCCCACGGUCUAGCUUUCAUCGGGGGCGUCAUGUGAAGAUUGUAUGCAGCAAACAGUCAACCGAUUACGCCCAAUUCUAUCUUCGGAUGAAGAAGAGGUUGCCUUCUUCGACUCAAGCGGCGAGUCCUGAUUGUUCAGCAGCAGGUUCAGCAAGGAUAAGGGGUGAACUGCAGAUCAUGGCACUACUUGAGAAAGCUUUGCAAGCUGGUGGGCGAUCGGUGCUCGAGGGCCAAAUCCCUGAAUAUUCAUCCAAUGAAGGUUUCCCACUGAUGAAGAUGCUAUCUAGACCCCCAUUCUUGGUCAACUUCGUGGGCAGCCCAGUACAUCAACCUGAACAUUCAUCAAAAGAUACCUCUCAAAGUCCUGCGGCUGUGGCCUCUCAAGAAACUAAUUAACAAAAUUUCUAAGGAGAAGCUCUUGAUGCAAUACUUCUAUGCUCUUCCUAAAGAGAAGCUUUUGGCAUAAAAUCUGGACUAGAUUGAGGUCAAGAUAGGAUACGCCAAGACACCCAUGUUCAUAAAUUCGUCAUCACAUGGGAUGCUUCUUUUAUACAGCCUUGAUUAUGAUUCAUCAACAGCAGAAGCACUAGCAACACUAUUUUGACAUUUUCUUAUCGUGUAUAUGGUGGGAGAGGCUGAAUUAGAGACUGCUGAGCUCUGAAAGAUGAUGCUUUGACAAUGCAGAUGAAAAGUGGUGUCGCCUGCGAGCUGAUUCUCGAGGUUGGAUUUGAGCCUGAUGGUGUUGUAAGAUCGAGUUAGCUGAUGCCUGUUAGCAUAUGCUAGGCCAGGAGGCACAAGGGCAUCAUAGAGAGAUCCAGCUAUGUUCAGUAUUGUAGUGAGGACUCACCUCAAGAGUAGGCUGUAUAGUUAUAGAAUCAUAUAAUGUAUGGAUAGAUAGAUUGUUGAAGCAGUUCUAUUCCAAUGUAUAGUGUAGCUACCAAAUCAUUCAAUGUAUGGAUGUGUGACAAAAGAGAUUAUAUUGUUCUAAAAUAAAGAUGGAUGUUC